Molecule: messenger RNA, 1062 nt
Organism: Bacidia gigantensis
Lineage: Eukaryota; Fungi; Ascomycota; Lecanoromycetes; Lecanorales; Ramalinaceae
Exons: 2
Coding region: 1-1062 (353 amino acids)
Source: RefSeq, a predicted model, not a curated record
AUGAGGCAGGCCGUCCGAGGUAUCUGGUGGGACGAGUGGUUUGCCGUGCUAGCUCUCAUAGCAACAGCAGGUAUCACCACAAAUAUUCUCGUCGGAUCACAGCAUGGAAUGGGCAGACAUUUGCCCGCAGACUUUACGCUUGAUGAAAUGGUGACCUUGAUCAAGAUUGUAUAUGCUUUCAUCGUCAAUGUCACUGUCGCUUUCGGAACUUUGAAAAUCAGCAUUCUAUUCGUGUACUUGAGAAUGACGCCCCAUAAGUCCCAUAAGGUUGUCAUCUAUACGCUCAUGGGCCUUGUGGUUGCACACAACAUCCCUGCAUUACUGGGCCAAAUAUUUUCUUGCACUCCCAUCCACGAGUAUUGGAACCUUGGCUAUCCAAUCUUUCAGAAUCCUCAUUGUAUCAACAUCCUAGUAUUCGACCACUUCAAUAAUGCAUGGUCAGCCCUUGAAGAUAUUAUCAUCUGGAUGCUACCAGUCCCGACCAUAUAUUCCUUGAAAGUACCUAUACAACGGAAGAGCGCUCUCUACGGACUGUUAGCGUUCAGUCUGAUAUCAGUCUUGUGCGCAAUUUUACGCAUGACAUUCGUUGUCCUCUGGGUUCGAUCCGACGACAUCGCAUGGGAUUAUAUACUCAUCCCUUUCCUGGCUAACAUGGAGUGUUGCGUUGCGCUUAUCACAACAUCUGCGCCGGGGAUCCUGCCUUUUCUGAGAUCCAGCACUCCGGCCCCACCAGCGAGGCCUGUACCAAAAGUUGAAGUCGAAAAGGCACCCUCAAGCGGCUAUACGUCCGAGAAGGAUCUUGAAAGUCAGGACAGCACCAUGGUUCCAUCUACAGCCAACCAGACAGAUCGAAGUAGCAAGACCUGGAGUUUACUGAGCAGACUUCGACCUGGAACAGCGAUGAGUAAGCGCGCGAGUGCGUUCAUCGAUCCGAAUCGACGUUUGACGACUUGCAAAAGCGAAACAGAACCAUCUGGACGGAGGACAGAGCUGAAGGAUUUUGACGAUGUUGAAGACGUCGUGCCUGGCGUGAAAACGGAAGCGAAACUACAAAUGAAAUGA